Rattus norvegicus (Norway rat) is the source of this 933-nucleotide messenger RNA. It is a transcript of the gene Krtap31-1, whose product is annotated as keratin associated protein 31-1. The record is from RefSeq and is marked provisional. The transcript has a single exon. The coding region runs from base 33 to 581 and encodes 182 amino acids. Gene Ontology annotation, cellular component: keratin filament; cytosol. NCBI's taxonomy places the organism in Eukaryota, Metazoa, Chordata, Mammalia, Rodentia, Muridae.
GGAACAGACUCUCACCCUCCACUCCUGACAACAUGACCCACACCUGUCAGCCAAGCUGCUGCAAGACCACCUGCUGCAGGACCAGCAGCUCUGAAUCCAGCUCUGAAUCCAGCUGCCCUGUGCUCAUCUGCUGCCAGCCUUGCUGCACCCCGACUUGGUGCAGCAUUCCCUGCUGCUGCAAGUCUGUCUGCUGCCACAGCACCAAAACUGUCAACAGCUCUUCCCAGCUGUGCUGCCCACCAGCCUGCUGUGACACUGCCUGCUGUGACAGCAAAUGUUGCAAACCAACCUGUGUGAGCAUCUGCUGCAGCACACCCUGCUGCCAGCCCAGCUGCUGCGUGCCCAGCUGCUGCGUGCCCAGCUGCUGCCAGCCCAGCUGCUGCCAGCUCUGCUUCCUACCAACUUGCUGUGAAACCAGCUGCUGCAAGACCACCUCGAUUAAACCCACCUGUGUGGUCCUUGGCUGCAGCACGCCCUGCUGCCAGCCCUGCUGUGUGUGCCCACCUGAGGAUGAUGACCAGUUCCCAAAGGAGCCAACAGCAGCAGCCGCCACACCAUGUGGCCACAAAGCCACCUCUUAAGCUUUGCCUGGCCAACUUCAUGUUAUCACCAGGAGACCUGACAAAUGUAGUCUUUCUUAAGAGAUGAAAUACUUUGAGGAAGGAUGGAGUCCCUCAUCCUCACCCUCUCAUCUCCAGAGAUUGUUUUCCUGAACGGCUGGUGUGAAGAUUUGGCAUCAAUUUAAGUUCCGAGCCAGAAUCUUUACAUCUCUCACCAAAGAACUUCGCAAAAAAAAUCUUUAUUUAACCUGUAUUUUCUUCUGAGUUACCCCAAUUUCUGUGUAUGCUUUUUCUUCUUUCUGCUCACUUCUGAUUUGUAUCACUAGAAACAAGCAAUUUUAAUAAACUCUCUGCUGUCAUUCAUUCCACAUUG